Molecule: messenger RNA, 4299 nt
Organism: Galleria mellonella (greater wax moth)
Lineage: Eukaryota; Metazoa; Arthropoda; Insecta; Lepidoptera; Pyralidae
Product: FGFR1 oncogene partner 2 homolog
Exons: 5
Coding region: 167-796 (209 amino acids)
Source: RefSeq, a predicted model, not a curated record
UCCAAUGAAAGCUAAGCUAAUGGCCGCCGCGCUCUAUCUAAUCUCGAAACAGCUGAUGUGCGUCGUUCUAUAUUUUCAUUGAAGAUAAUUGUGUUUCAUUUAAUUUAUUUUAUAUAAUUACUUAGAUGAUACGCCAGUUGCAUAACUGUUUUGUGUGGAUAUCAGGAUGUCACUGACCAUACAGCAAAUAAUUUUGGAUGCAAAAAGACUCGCAGGUCGUCUCAAAGAGCGAGAAACUGAAGCGGAUGCUUUAUUAACCGAAACUCAAACAGCUUACAGACAAAUUCAUACGAUGAAACAGUACAAAGAAGAAGUUGAUACUUUAAAUGAAGCGUCACGUGAACGGCCACGUGGUGCUUUGAUUGCUAGCAUAGAACGCGAGUCUCGUUUAAUGCGUGAUGUUCAGCGGGAGAAUGGAGAACUGAGAGCGGCUUUGGAAGAUCAUAGACGUGCACUGGAACUUAUUAUGUCAAAAUAUCGUCAACACACAGAAAAAAGAAUAUGGGAGUCCAGAAUAGAUUUUACAGCUGCUAUUAAUGAAAAACAACAGGAGUUGAUUCGUCAACAAGCAGAGAGAAUCAAUGAAAUGACUAGCAUCAUGUACAAAGCUGUUAAUUCAGAUGAGAAUGGUGACUCCAGGAAAGAGGAAGAAUUAUACCAAAGGCUUAUUACAGAGAAUAAGGGUUUGAGAGAAAUGCUAGAUUUAUCAAGGCGGUAUGGUUCUGACCGAGAGUGGCAGCCGCCGACAGCAGACAAAGAUGUGCAGACGGAGGAGAGGCCGCAAGUGGGCGCGUGACGUCCUGCGGUUGAGCCCUGCCGCCUCUGAAUGAGUGUAAAUCGACGGCUGCGGAAACGUUGCCGAGCAUAUUCAUAGGUAGACAACAUGACACCUGUCAGCACAUUUGACUCCUUUUCCUGAUAGUUCUUUAUUAUAGUCCAAAACUAACCUGUGAAGUAUCAGAUUAUAGUAAAAUGUUACUAUAACUGACAGAUGUGCAGGCAGGAAAAUGAUAACAGUCGCCGUUCCAGUAUACAACUGAUAUUUUACGGUUACUUACAAAUUUUGGAUGUUAGGUCUUUUGACAGUAUCUUUCAUGAUUCACAUUUUGCUACAAAAUUUAAUUGUGACAUAAAUACAGCGAAUACCAUAUAAGCUAUAAAAUAAUAAUGUUUUGUUUCUUCAUUGACUGUAUUUGAUGUUGAAAUUUUAAUUACUUAAUAUUUAUUGCCGCUUUUUAAGUUCUAGCUCAUGUUAUGCCUGUGUGAUGAUGGACUGUAUUAAUUUCAAUGGUCAUUUUUAGUUAAUAAUGCCAUGUAAAGUCAAAUCACUUAGUAUGGCAGAAACUGUGAUCUUAAGUAUUGCUGUUAAGUUAUAACAAUCGAUUUAAAACGCGCGUUUUUCAAUAUCCGUGAUAAACCAAUGGUAUAAGAGCAAAAUUAAUGAAAGAACAAGUUACUGUUUAAAUGUGUAUUGGAAUGUAUUAUUUUAUUUGAAUUUAAAAAUUUUGUGUAUUUUUAUCUUACUUUAAUUUUAUUAGGCAUUUAAAUUUAUAUUUUCACUUUAACAUUUCUUAUAAGAAUAAAAUUGUCUUGUUAAUUAUAAUACUCACAAUAAUUAAAAUAAUAAACUAGAAAAUAUACUUUUUUAGAUUACUUGUAUCCUCCUUAGACAUAUAACACUUGUUAUUUUGUAAGGGCAGUACUCUGGGACCCAUUAUCUUGUCAUAGUAUAUGUGAAAUAAAUCUGUUUAAAUAAAAUCAUGCGCUAUACAUCAUACCAAAUGCUAGUCAAUUCAUAUAACAGGUCAUGUUCUGUACUGUAUUUACUUAUUGCAUUAGAAUAAUUUAUCUCAUGUUGAAUAGUAGUAUAGAAAAUUCGCUAUACAUACAAUUUGGUGAUUACCAAUGCGGAUGUCACUAAUAAUGCGCUAGAGCUAAUGAGUACAUGAGAAGUUUGUAUUUAUUCAAAUAUGAAAUAUUUUUCCAUGCAAUUUAGUGGGAUCAGCUUUGAAUGUUAGAACGAAUUGUAGUGAUUCUUGAUAGUGAACUUCGUGAAUACUAAACACAUGCCAAAGGCAUGUAAGCAAUAUGUACUGUUAAUGAAUAAGUAAAUUUGUUAAAAUUUGGAUAAUAUAAUAAAUUUGUGACAUUUCUGGUACUGAUUUUAUGUACCAUUAAAUUAAAUUGAAGUAAAUUUAUUUUACGUCACAUUAUUCAUAUAGAAAAUCCAAGAUCCACAUUCGUAUAUAAAAAUACAUUUAAAUCUAUCUCGAAUUUUAAAGAAUAAAUAGUUAACGUAAGACAAGGCAUGGACGCAGUCGAAUAUUUACCUAUUUAAAUAUUAUAUAUAACUUUUGUAAACAUAUAGGUUAUUUGUAACUUAUAUGUUUACAAAAGUUGUAAGAACAUUUCGCUUUGUUUGAUUACAAAUCACUAGCUGGUUAGGAAUUAGUGCAUAAUUUGUGGUCAAUACGAUUUACAGAGUCGCUUUUUAGUCUUUGGUAGUGCAUCUUUGUUUCUUUUAUUAAUUUCACUUCAGAAAUUAAUGGCCGAUUUUUAGCGUAAUGUAAACCAAUUUAGUUUGAUGGCGCAUCAUAAUCGACACUAUUAAAAUCUGUAAAGCCGUCCUCGUCAUAAUCUAGCAAUCUCUUAAUAAUGUUUUGCUUGAUUAGAUGCGAAUGAAGCGUAAUAUGUGCAACAGCAGUUCAGGUGUUAAUAGCAGUUGGUUAGAAUAAUUUAGAGGUAAUUAAUUGCAGAUAUUAUGUUUCAGAUAAAAAAUUAUACAGUCUAUAAAUAUAACUUGCAAUUGUUACCUAAACAGAGAUAAAUAUAAAAAUAUAUAAUCCGCAUUGACAUAGAAAUCUUGUUAAAUAUUCUGGUAGUAAUACUGUUGUUAAAUGUUCAGUCUUUAGUAAUUAUACGUAUUGACAAAUACUUCUAAAGACAAAUUAAUUUCCACGUAGGGAUAUAUUUACAUUAUUUUUAUGAAUUGUAAUUUGUAUUUAAAUUAGGUUGUGUUAAAAUUUGCGAUUGUUUAUUAGAAUAAAACUACAAUCGGAGUUUUUCAUUUACAUAUUUUAUAAAUAUAUAGCAUCAAUAUGUGAGGAAUAUUGCACAAAUUAAUGGUUUAAAUUGUCCAUUUGUUCAUUUAUAAUUUAAUAUUUUUAAGUUAUGUAAUUUGUAUUGAAAUAAAAUAUAAGUUCUGGAACAUCUCAUCCCAUUUAAUUCUGUUUUUAGAUCAUGUAAUGAAACUUACAUAUUUAAUAAAAUAUACUAUUAGGUAAAAAAUUCAUUGUCUCGUCUUUAAAAAAGAACCUUUAUCGUCAAUAUUUUGGAGUUUUUAUUAUUUAUCAGUAUCGGAACGUUAUUGAAUUCUAUUAAAAUAUCGUAAAAAUGUGUAAUUAUAUAUUAAAUAACAAUUUUUAUACGAUACAUUUUACGAUAUUUUAAUAAAGUUCUGUACACAUUUCUAUUUAACAUAUAUUUGAAUAUUUCUUAGUUCUGGACUGAAGCCACCUUUUCACCAUUGAAUAAAAUUAUAUCCUGAGAGAUAAAUUCGUAUAGCUCACGUUGUAAUAUAGUUAUUUUUUUAGUACAAAGUAGCUAUGGUGAACUAAGGUUUAUUAUAUCUGUGGAUUAUAUUUUAUUCUAUAGUUAAAAGCGAACUGCAAUAUCGCCGACUUACCUUUUUAUUUGAUUAGAUUUAUUUAAGAAAAUUUAAAUAUUGGCCCGUAAGUCGAGUAGUUUUAUUACGAAAUAAUUUGUAUUUUUACUACUUAUAGCUACAAAAUUAAAGUAUAUCAAAUGUAAGGUAUACAAGAUACAUCAAGUAUAUAAAAUAUAUUAUGCUUUGUGUGAGGUCCUUAAAAUUAAACAUAGUAGUCGUAGUAAUUGGAUUAAUGAAAUAAUUAGAGUAAAUUGCUACUUUAGUAUAAUUGCAUUUAUAAUAUUAGACAUUACAAAACGCUCUGAGUGUGUAAUGUCAUAAAGUUAGUUCAUGAUACAUAGCAACCUUAAAGAAAUAGAUAUGAAAUAAUAUUAUUCAGUUGUUAUUGUUACAUGAUAAGAAUAACAUAAUGAUACUUAAUAUUUAGAUUUGGUUCUUGGUAAUUUACUUCCUUUUCUUUUCCAGUUUCUAGAAAAUGAAACCUUUAAAACAUGUACUUUAAGUAGAUAAAAAGAAGGCAAUGAUAGAAAAUACCUAUAUAGUUUUUUUCUGCUGUAGAAUGACACAUGUAGAGGAAAAAUGGUAAAUGUAUGUUUAAUUGUAAUUGAUAAAAUAUACACUAUAAAAUAACA